UUACUCACUUUAAUGCCGAAUUUACCACAAAGACCCAACAAUUACUUCUAUUUACACUUCUAAUUUAUUUACAAACUGAUAUCGAAGCUACUUUGAAAUAUUACAAUAUGCCAAUGGAGUUCUGUCGGGAGACCCUCAGUGUGAAAGGGAAGCUUUUUAAAGCCGGUGAGUUUUUCCACAUCCUUGUUCGGGUAGCAGCAGCAGCAGCAGCAGCAGCAGGGGCUAUGUGUGGUCGUCUCGCGGGUUCAGUCAGAACAAACAUUGACUGGAUGUAACUUAACUUGAAGACAGAGAGUGUGUGGAGUCAAAAUGCUGGGAUGAGGACAUAGUGAAAGUUCAGUGUGGAGUACGGAGUAGUAGAAGCCCUCUGCUGCGUAGAUGGAGGGGCUCCACCGGGUGCAGCAUCGCUGGCGGCAGCUGCUGGGGAGACAUUCAGGAGGAGACUGGUACUCUGCCCCUGGUGGCCCGCCAGACAAAACUCCCGGGGAAGCCCAUGGUACUCCGCAGGCAGUCAGUCGGACAAGGAGAACUGUGUUUGCCCGCCAUGGGCCCCACCAGCAGGAGUACGAAACCGCCUCCAAAGGCUAUAUGGGCAAUGCCAUCCGCUCCUCCAAGUACACCCUGUUGACCUUCAUCCCCAUGAACCUGUUCCAGCAGUUCCACAGGGCCGCCAACCUCUAUUUCCUGUUCCUGGUGUUACUGAACUGGGUGCCAGUGGUUGAAGCCUUUCAGAAGGAAAUCACCAUGAUUCCUCUGCUGGUGGUUCUCAUUGUUAUCGGCAUCAAGGACGCCCUGGAAGACUACAGACGCUACCUGUUCGACAAGAAGGUCAACAACAAUGUGGUGCGAGUGUUCUGUGGUAAGCAGAAGGCCUACAUUGAGCAGCGCUGGCAGGAUGUGCGAGUUGGAGACUUUGUUCGUCUGUCCUGUAAUGAAAUCAUUCCGGCGGACAUGCUGCUGCUGUAUUCGUCUGACCAGCGUGGGGUUUGUUACAUUGAGACCGCCAACCUGGAUGGAGAGACCAACCUGAAACAGAGACAGGUGGUUUCUGACCUCCCGUUGCAGGGUGUAGACUCCCCCCUCGAGAGCUUCCACAGUCGUAUUGAGUGUGAGAACCCCAACAAUGACCUCAGCAGGUUUAGAGGUUACAUGGAGCACCCCAGUGGACUUCGUGUUGGCCUCCACAACAACAACCUGUUGCUGAGGAGCUGCACCGUCCGCAACACUGAGACCGUGGUGGGCAUCGUGGUGUACGCUGGUCUUGAAACUAAAGCCAUGAUGAACAACAGCGGGCCACGGUACAAGCGCAGCCAGCUGGAGAGGCACCUGAACACCGUGGUGCUGUGGUGUGUGCUGCUGCUCUUCAUCAUGUGUCUCACUGCUGCUAUAGGUCACGGCCUCUGGCUGAACAACCUCAAAGACCCGGUCUUUAUGGUGGAUACGGAGACUUCUCCUGCCCUGGCUGGAUUCUAUGUCUUCUGGACUAUGAUCAUUGUUCUGCAGGUGCUGAUCCCCAUUUCUCUGUACGUGUCCAUUGAAGUUGUGAAACUGGGCCAGAUCUACUUCAUCCACAAUGACUUAGCCCUGUACAACCAGCAGCUGGACUCUAGGAUCCAGUGCCGGGCCCUCAACAUCACAGAGGACCUGGGUCAGAUCCAGUACCUGUUCUCUGAUAAAACGGGAACUCUGACGGAGAACAAGAUGGUGUUCCGCCGCUGCAGUAUCUUCGGGGUUGAAUAUCCUCAUGAGGAAAAUGCUCGGAGGCUGGAGGUGUAUGAGGCUGAGAGGGCCGAAGAGGCGGCUGGUCGCUCGGUGACUCUGCAGUCGGGCCGCAGCAGAUCUCUGAGUUGCAGACACAGCUUCGUGUCUCUGCACACACUCACCGCUGCGGAGGAGGAGGAGGAGCUGACCAAUCACAGCCAGCCCAGCACCAGAGCCUUCUGCAGCCGAGUGGCAAAGGAGGUGCUGCCAGACCCGGAACUGGUGAGGAAGCUCAACUGGUUCCUUUCUCCUGCAUUGGCUCUGAGUGGCGGCUCCUCUGGGUCUCCCUCCAGCCUGGAGCUCACGUACAUCACUGACUUCUUCCUGGCUCUGGCCAUCUGUAACAGCGUGGUGGUCUCCUCUGCCAGCCAGCCGCGACAUGUGGUGCGUGAAGAACAGACACCUCUCAAGUCCCUGGAGGAAAUCAAGAUGAUAUUCCAGCGCCUGAGCUUCUCUCCAUUCUUAGCCCUCCCCAUCCUGUCCCCUCCCAAGAUCAAAGUCAGCCCUCUUAGCUUCACCCAUAGGAUGUUUGCCAGAGGGAAGACCGGCUUGUUGAACAUCUCCCCGUCAAGUAACAGCACAACGGACGAGUCAGAAUCAAGCCUAGAGGGCCACCUGGAAACCUCUAGCUUGAGACCUAAAGAGGACUUAUCUUCUAGACUUAUGGAAGGGAAUUCUGGACAGACAGAUUUCAGGGAGGUAAAGGAUGAUUUCAUAGAUGCAAAGAUGGACGGGGCCAGGCAGGAUGCGGAGGACUUGACCAUAGAAGAGGAUUGUAAGAGUGACACUGAAGAAGAACUGCUGUACGAGGCGGAGAGUCCGGACGAGGCGGCUCUGGUCCAUGCGGCCAAGGCGUACUGCUGCACCCUGAGGGGCCGCUCUGCAGAGAGCCUGCUGGUGGAUCUGCCUGGUAUCGGCUCCCUGCCUGUCCCGCUGCUCCACAUCCUGCCCUUCGACUCCAACAGGAAGAAGAUGUCAGUGGUGGUCCGCCACCCGCUCACAGGGCAGGUGGUGGUCUACACCAAGGGAGCGGACUCCGCCAUCAUGGACCUGACUGAGUCAUCAAAAGGUGCAGAGGAGGCUCAAGAGACCUCCAGACACAUCAGAGAACAAACCCAAAACCACUUAGACAGCUAUGCCAGAGAAGGCCUCCGCACACUCUGUAUCGCCAAAAAGGUUCUGGAAGAGGAGGAGUACCAGGUGUGGCGGAAGGGACAGCUGCUGGCAGAGAACAGCAUAGAGAACAGAGAGGAGAUGCUGAUGGAGUCUGCUCUCAGACUGGAGACUGACCUCACACUGCUGGGCAGCACAGGCAUUGUGGACAGACUGCAGGAGGAAGUCCCAGAGACAAUAGAAGCUCUGCAGAAGGCUGGGAUCAAAGUAUGGAUCCUCACCGGAGACAAAAAAGAAACUGCCAUCAACAUCGCCUACGCCUGCAAGCUCCUCUGUCCCAACGACCAGCUGCUGACGGCCAGCUGUGGCAGCAAGGAUGCGUGUGCAGCUUUACUCCUCGAGCUCCAACUGGAAGUGCAGCGCGGGGGAGUACCUGCAGCAGGGAAUCCUGGCAAGUCUUCAUCAGGCGGUGUGGCGGGCUUCGUCCUUGUGAUAGAUGGCCGGAUGCUGGACUGGGCCCUGCAGGACGAGCUGAAGGAAGACUUCCUGCUGCUGAGCUGUAGCUGCAAGGCGGUCAUCUGCUGCAGGUCCACCCCCCUGCAGAAGAGCCAGGUGGUCCGGCUGGUCCGAGACCACCUCAGCGUCAUGACCCUCGCAGUGGGUGAUGGAGCCAAUGAUGUGAGCAUGAUUCAGGUGGCUGAUGUGGGCAUCGGGAUAUCUGGACAGGAGGGGAUGCAGGCGGUGAUGUCCAGUGACUUCGCCAUCUCCAGGUUCAAACACCUGAGGAAGCUGCUGCUGGUCCACGGGCACUGGUGUUACACUCGACUCGCAAACAUGAUCCUCUACUUCAUCUACAAGAAUGUGAUGUUUGUGAAUCUGCUGUUCUGGUAUCAGUGCUUCUGUGGCUUCUCUGGGAGCGUUAUGACCAGCGCCUGGGUGCUCAUCCUCUUCAACCUGCUCUUCACCUCUGUGCCUCCUCUUAUCUGCGGCGUGCUGGACCGACACACUGCCGCACACACACUGAUGGAGCUACCCCAGCUCUACAGCGCCUCUAAGGUCUCUGUUCCCAGCAUGUUCUGGAUCACAGUCCUGGAUGCCUUUUACCAAAGCCUCGUCUGCUUCUUUGUGCCUUACUUUGCAUUUGCAGGGUCAAACGUUGGUGUGCUGACCUUUGGCUCUCCCAUCAACGCCUCCUGCCUCCUCAUCAUCCUGCUGCACCAGGUCAUCGAGAGCCCCACUCUGACGUGGAUCCAUGCGCUGGUGUUGGUGCUCAGUGCUGUCUCCUACUUCGGCUUCGUGCUGCUCUUCAGUUUGUUCUGUGUGACUUGCAGCCCCCCCACCAACCCUCUGGGGGUGGAAACACUCCAAAUGUCCGAGCCACUUUUCUACAUCAUAUGUGCUGUUACUACUGUGACAGCGCUGAUACCCAGGCUGCUGUUUCGAGCUCUGUUCAACACCUGUCAUCCCUCUGCUGUUCUGAAAUCAGCUCAGACGGACAGAAUGGAUUCUGAGAAUUAUGGGAAGAAAAUGCAGCGCUGGAAUCUGAGCCGGCCCAAAAACAGGCUGCCAGUGUGUGCAGACAACCUGGGCCUGGAGCCCUGAACAUACACAUUCUCCUGACCUUCAUGCAAACAUACAGUACACACACACACACACACACACACACACACACACACACACACACACACACACACACACACACACACACACACACACACGUAGAAAGAGCUGACAGUUCACAAGACAUGCUGGAUGUAAUGAUGAUCAUCUGACCAAUCCACUCACCAGCUAUUUAUUUAACAAUGAUCAUUUUGCUACAUGCAAGCAAACAAAUAACUUUGGCAAAAAUAAUCUAAAAGAGAAUGGGACAUAUUUUUAUCAGAUGAGUAUGUGUUUAAUAUCUAAAAAUGUGUGAAGGACAAGCUGUGAAUCAUGACAUCAUGUCAAAUCAUGAAUCUUCUGACAUUGGUCAUAAAUUAGUUAGACCAAACUUCACACUUUGACAUGUAUAAUAUAUGACAAAGUGUUUCCUUUUUUUUUAUUCAGAGGUGUUAUUGACGCUGCAGAGUGCAUACGCAGAUCAGAAUCAGAAGGAUGUGAUAUGAGCCAAAUCACUGUUUUGCUGUAUAUGUUAUAGAUAACUCAGUUAUAGAAUGAGUUAUAAUAUGGCUCAUGAAGACAUGUGAUCAGGCCUAUGAAUCAGAAUUUAGCUGUAAUGAGAUUUAUUUUUUGCCAGAUGGAGGACAUAGUGUAAACACUGAUAAUGGUAUCGUACUGGCUGACAUUUUAACAUAAAGCACUAGCAUCCCAGUGGAGUGCUAUGUGUGCCCCCCUAUGAAUGUAAGUAAUAUUUAUUGGCACUGUGGUCCACCAAUCUGGCUUUUAAGCUGUUGCUGGAGAUACCCGACUUUGUAUUUAGUUUGUCAUCGCAUUGUGCUGGUUCGCAAGUAGCAUGUGGCAAAGUAAGCCAUGCGUUUAUGUACUUGAACUAUUAGGUAGAAAAUCUGCUGUCAACAAUGUUGUUCCUCUUUAGGGGUUCAUAUACUCCAAGGGCCUAAGUACACUCUGGCACAACCUAAAACAUUCUUAAAAUCUGAGCGCUGUUGGAAUGUACUUUGGGAUAUUCAUAGCAGCUCACUCUUAGAUCAGAGUGCCAAGCGCAGUGUAUGUGCGAUAGAGAUAGAGCACAUGUGGAAGUUACUUUUUUUGCCAUACUAUUUAACCAAACACUUAGCUAUCUAGCUGGCUUACGUUUUCACAAAAUUUGCUAAAGUUAGCAAUAGCCUUCAUUUUCUAAUUGAUAGUAAUAGCUUGCUAGCUUACAUUUUCUCAACAUUAGCUAACAUUAGCAAGCCUACAUUUUUUUUACUUAGUUUCAUACGCACAUUGUCUACUGGCUAUCAUGUAGCAAGAUAAUCGUCUCUUAUGUUGUCAUCCUCAGGCACUCACUAUAUUUUUUACAUUUUUCUUUAAAACAUUCUUACUCACCUGUUACUAAAUUCAUGUAGGAAUAGAACACUGUGUUUCUUUGAACAACAGCACCCUCACUUUAGUGUAGACUGACAUGCAAUAAACGAAAACAUGGAAUAACUCAGUUGUCAUAGAGAUGGUUAGUUUAUGUUAAUAAUCAAGAUUGGCUAAGUCCUUUUGAAAGAAACCUUUCAGUUUGGAUGUGAGCAAAGAGAUCGUGUACUGACUUUGUGUUGCUGCACUCUCUAUCUGUACAUAAAAACAUGAAGGUGCUAAGUGGGAGCAAAGCCUCAAGGCAGAGCUGUUCCAACGAUGAUAACAGACAUCACAUCGAGAUUUAAAGGUGAUUUUGUUCCAAGAAGCCCUGAACCUGUAGUUUGACCUGUCACUCUUUUUAUAUGUUUUAUAUUUCAACAAAAAUUGAAAUAUUGCGGAUUAUUUACAUCAUAACUGCAGUGCAAGAAAUACAGUGAUUCAUUGUUAAAGGGCAGGUUAAGUUAAGUUGUGUUUAACCUCUAGAAAAACAAAUCACCUUUAGUUUUUUCGUAUUGUUUUCAAAUGCAGUUUUACAUUGUUAGAAAUAUUUCUUAAUGUUUGGGGUUUUUUUGCUUUUAAAGCACUGAUUGUUUUCAAUGCAUUGGAAAUGAAUUCAGUUUUGAUGAACGCUGUGAUGGAUUGCACCACAAAUGUGCUUAGUGUGUAAAAAUGAGUAGAAACUGGUGGAUUGCUUGGAUGUUAGAAACAUACAUUGACAUCUGUAUAAUGUCAAAAAGACUGGUGUUAGCUGCAAGACAUUAGACAUCAUUUGGGAUGAGACAGGGUUGUUGUAGAUGGUAUAUGAAAUGGUUUAUAAUAUUUUAACAAAGACCAUCUUAGAUAAUUAAUCAUCAACCAAUGAAGCAAUCACUAACGAUGUGCCCAAUGAGUUUUAUGUAGUCGUUGGUGCAGCCUGACUUUAUGCAAAUCUGACAACAUGAGGCCUUAAAUUCGAUGCAAUACUUUCACAUGUGAGUGUUACUACUAAAUUGCAUAGAUUUUUAUAUUGUGUAAAUUGUUCUUUUGGAUGUAUGAUACACAUUUUCCUUUUUGCUGUUUCAGACUUUGCAAUAAACAAACUAUAGUUCAGA
This is a messenger RNA of Eleginops maclovinus (Patagonian blennie), 6971 nucleotides long. It is a transcript of the gene atp10d, whose product is annotated as ATPase phospholipid transporting 10D. Bases 379 to 4476 code for a protein of 1365 amino acids. Gene Ontology annotation, biological process: phospholipid translocation. Lineage: Eukaryota; Metazoa; Chordata; Actinopteri; Perciformes; Eleginopidae. Gene Ontology annotation, cellular component: plasma membrane. The transcript is spliced from 23 exons. The record is from RefSeq and is a predicted model, not a curated record. Gene Ontology annotation, molecular function: ATPase-coupled intramembrane lipid carrier activity; magnesium ion binding; ATP binding.